Sinocyclocheilus rhinocerous is the source of this 1026-nucleotide messenger RNA. Its product is annotated as RNA polymerase II subunit H. The record is from RefSeq and is a predicted model, not a curated record. The transcript is spliced from 6 exons. Gene Ontology annotation, cellular component: RNA polymerase I complex; RNA polymerase II, core complex; RNA polymerase III complex. Gene Ontology annotation, biological process: DNA-templated transcription. Bases 289 to 741 code for a protein of 150 amino acids. NCBI's taxonomy places the organism in Eukaryota, Metazoa, Chordata, Actinopteri, Cypriniformes, Cyprinidae.
CGGAUGUAGUAGUAAAUCACGUGGCCGGAGGUGAAGCACAUUGUUUCGCGGCAUGUUUCAUAUUUGUGUAGAAUGAGAAGAAAGUUGAUGUUUUUCCCCAUGGUUGUUAUUUCCUAUUUUUAACUGGAACGAUCCUGCGCGCAUUAUAUCUGGAGAAAGUAAAUCAUAUUUGCUGAAAUCGCUCAUUUAAAACGCAAUGUACUGCUGUCCCUGAUACUAACGGGAGUGUUAGUGAUAAUACAUGACCAGUUGAGGAGUUUUUCCAUUUAUAGUUCAGUUCGUGUGUAAAUGGCUGGGAUUCUGUUCGAGGAUAUCUUUGAUGUGAAGGAUAUUGACCCAGAUGGCAAAAAGUUUGACAGAGUGUCUCGUUUUCACUGUGAAAGUGAGUCUUUCAAAAUGGACCUGAUCCUCGACGUGAACAUCCAGAUUUAUCCGGUUGAUCUCGGUGACAAGUUCAGACUGGUGAUUGCCAGCACGCUGUUUGAGGACGGGACGCCGGAUGACGGGGAAUACAACCCUCAGGACGACAGGCCGUCCAGGGCUGAUCAGUUUGAUUAUGUCAUGUAUGGAAAGGUUUAUAGGAUUGAAGGAGAUGAAACCUCGACAGAAGCGGCCACACGACUAUCUGCGUAUGUGUCAUAUGGAGGUCUGCUAAUGCGACUUCAGGGAGAUGCUAAUAAUCUGCAUGGAUUUGAAGUGGACUCCAGGGUCUAUCUCCUGAUGAAGAAACUGGCUUUCUGAUCGUGUCUCAUGUCCUGAAGGACACUCGCUUCUGAGGACUGAGAAAACAUAUGCAUUCUUAUCAUCAUCAUCACGUUUUUCUUCUUUUUUACCUUUGAGGCUUUCCCGUUGAUGAGAAACUGGUAUUGCUAAUAAUAUCUGGAAACUGUGGCCCAUGGUACAUUACUUUAAAAAAACAUAUAUGGUUACACAUAUAUAUUCAAACCAUACGACUGCUCAGUUGAUGAACUGUUUUCUCAUUGCAUCUAGUGCAUGUGCACUACAUCGGCCAAACAAAUCUCUGGU